This is a messenger RNA of Saccharomycodes ludwigii, 648 nucleotides long. It is a transcript of the gene RPB5, whose product is annotated as DNA-directed RNA polymerase core subunit RPB5. Bases 1 to 648 code for a protein of 215 amino acids. Gene Ontology annotation, cellular component: RNA polymerase I complex; RNA polymerase III complex; RNA polymerase II, core complex. The transcript has a single exon. Gene Ontology annotation, molecular function: DNA binding; DNA-directed RNA polymerase activity. The record is from RefSeq and is a predicted model, not a curated record. Lineage: Eukaryota; Fungi; Ascomycota; Saccharomycetes; Saccharomycodales; Saccharomycodaceae. Gene Ontology annotation, biological process: DNA-templated transcription.
AUGGAUCAAGACAAUGAAAGAAACAUCAGUAGGUUAUGGAGAGCCUACAGGACCGUUAAAGAAAUGGUUCGCGAUAGAGGUUAUUUUAUCACACAGGAGGAAAUUGAUUUAAGUUUGGAGGAUUUUAAAAGUAAAUAUUGCGAUUCCAUGGGCAAACCACAACGUAAAAUGAUGAGUUUCCAAUUGAACCCAACGGAUGAUUCUUUAGAAAAAUUCCCAGAGAUGGGUUCUUUAUGGGUGGAAUUUUGUGAUGAAAGCAGUGUUGGUGUCAAAACCAUGAAGAAUUUUGUUAUUCAUAUGACUGAAAAAAAUUAUCAAACUGGGAUAUUUGUUUAUCAAAAUGGUGUCACACCAAGUGCAAUGAGGUUAAUACCAACUGCUCAGCCUGCUAUUAUAGAAACAUUUCAUGAGGGUGCUUUAGUAGUGAACAUUACACAUCACGAAUUAGUUCCAAAACAUAUUAAAUUGAGCCAAGAAGAAAAGCAAAAUUUGCUAAAGAGAUAUAGAUUGAAGGAAUCCCAAUUGCCAAGAAUACAAAGAAUGGAUCCGGUUGCCUUGUAUUUGGGUUUAAAGAGAGGUGAGGUUGUUAAGAUUAUUAGAAAUAGUGAAACUUCUGGUCGUUAUGCAAGUUACAGAAUCUGUUUAUAA